Molecule: messenger RNA, 3784 nt
Organism: Vitrella brassicaformis
Lineage: Eukaryota; Vitrellaceae
Source: the annotation of a GenBank genome assembly
UGCGUUAACGCCAUUUGCAAUGCCAUCAUGCGACGUGUUUCAGCCAUGUCCAUCCGCCACCCCCAUCCAUGCAUGAGUGAAUUCGCAGAGAGAAGCAAGCUGAGAAGUAAUUGAGCAUGCUCAUCGGUCCAUUCCAUUCAUUCCCUGAGCCACUGGCUGCUGGCCUGGCUGUUGUCGCUUCGCGUGCACCUUUGACCCAUGCAUCAGACAUCAGAUGUGUGUACAGCAGCAGGCAGACAGACAGACAGACAUCGAGGCAUGCCCGGCUUGGCUAAAUUCGGGCGUGCGGCCAAGGAAGGAAAAGGCAAACAGGCGGCAAGACAGACAGACAGACAGUACAUAAGGGUUACGAAUCUACACACCAAGCAUCCAGACAGACCUGUGUGUGCAUCAUCAUGACCGAAUUGACUUGACGUCCCCUCCUCUCGCCCCGUCGAGUCGGCCAGCCACUCCCCCUCCCUCACACACACACACACACACGCCACAUCGCACUCACUCUCCUGUCCCUGGCCGCACUCUCCCAACAGCAGCACACAGAGACGGCCAGACACCCGACCCGGUGUGGUUACCACACGCUUGUAUACAGACAGACAUACGUACAGAGCUCGAGAGAGAGAAAGGCACGGAAAAAGCCGUCAGUAAGGCAGUAAGUCGCUCGGUCAAUUGGUCGGCCGAUCGGGCCAUCGGCCGAUGGAUGGAUGGAUGGUGGGCCGGUCGAUGCAUCCAUCCAUCCAUCAGUAAGGUUGGGCUAGGUGUCUAUCUCGCGGCUUGCGCCGCGCUUUGGUGUCGCUCCCACCGCCACCACUGCUGCUCCCGCUAACAGCACUAACGCCACUAACGCCGCUGGCAGCACCAGAAGCACGCCGCUUCUCGUUCGCCACGGCAAUGGAGCCGUCUGAAAGACACACACAGAGAGAUGGGCUCUGCACUGGGUGGUGUGUGUGGCGUGGCAAGUGGCCGUGAUGGCUUGGCUUGCUCACCCUGGUUCAUGACGACCUCAGUCAUCUUCCGGAAUGAGUAUCGCAUGUAGGUAGCCUCGCGGCUGCCCUGGCUGCGACGGGCACCGUUGAACUCGCGGCUGAUGGCCGUGGCACUCAGAUCUGACACACAACACGACCCACCCAAAGGCACCAGAUGGCAUUGAGGGUCCUCCUUCUCUGGUUGGUUGGGGUGGGGAGUACCUACCGAGUGCCUUGGCGGCAUCCCGCAGUGAGGUGAAGUAUCGCUUGCGAGCCUCACCUUUCUCGUCCGUCCAAGUCACCCUGCACACAACACACACACACCACCAACACGAGGGAGGGACACGAUGAAUGGGAAUGCACCACCCGUCCCCCUCUCUCUCGGCCUCUUUCUUCCUUACUCUAGCGGCGUCGAGUUGGGCGAGCUGGCGUCCCCCUCAAAGCACACAAUGCGGUCGCCGAUCUCCACCUCCCGCACCAGCAAAGUGAUCCCGGCAGGCCGACCCACACGUGGGGCACACGAAUUGUCAAACGGCGAGGGGGACCGCUUGGCCUUCCGGGGGGAGGCCGGUGACACCUGCGACAGCACCUCGUGGAAGGGGUGGUCCGGCGCCGCGUCGGCCGCAGGAGGAGCAGCAGCAGGCCGGUCGUGUUGCUGCUUGUUGGCGGGCGACGGUCCGCGGCUCAUCUGGAAGGGGUUGACGGGGUGGACGCGGGGAGGGGGCGAGGGGGGCAGAGCGGUGGAGCAAGGUGUGAUGCCACCCACCUGUUUAGUUUGACACACGCACAAGACAGACAGAGAGAGAUGGUCGUUUGAGUGCAUUGCAUGGGGUGCUGUGCUGGUGGCGAUGCCGCCCCGCCCCGCACCUGUGUGGGGUUCAUGAAUUCCGGCUCGUCGUCGCUGGUGGGGAUGCGGUCGAAGGCAUACACAUCACGGUCGCUGAUCUGCUUGCGCUUGUUCAGCAGCUGAGACAAAUGAGACUCAACUGCACCACACCACACCACACCAGACACAAACAAAUCCCACUGAAAUCAGCACGGAGUGUGCCGUUCAUUGUGUCGUUCAUUGUGUGUCCCCGCCCUCCCCACGUGUACUGAUAUUGAGGAAACGUGAGGCCUCUCUCUGCGUGGAGAAGUAAUGGCACUUGCCCGUCUCCCGGUGCACGGCGCGUAUCUUGAGGGGCGGCCGCCAACCCAGAUACCCGCCACACCCAAUUCCAAUCCCAAUCCCAGCCCCAGCCCCACCCCUGCCCACUCCGCGGCCCUUGCCCUUCCCCUCCCCAGACGCGUCGCCCUCUUCUUCAGCCCCCACUUCUUCCGCCUCGUCAGGCUGGCCGAGCGUCGCAAGCAGGAUCUUCUUGUCGUCGGCGGCCCCCGCCCCCUCCUCCCUCUCACGCCUGGUCCGUCGGCUCCUGGUCGGGCGACGGCUGAGCUGCCUGGAGACGUCAGCGAGCACGGCCAGGUCUGCGUGGGCGGCCUCAUCUUGCUGCUCGUCUUGGUCCCCCUCGGGAGCCGCCAUCUCCACCUCCAAGUCAUCCGACCGACCCUUCCUGCUCGCGCGGCCCCGCUGCGCCCGCGUGACCCGUCUGCAGUCCCUGUUGGGCUGCUCACCCUCCUCAUUGCUAUCGUCUCUAUCCACCGCUCGUGUCCUGCGCUGGCCUCUCAGGCCCUUCUGACGACCGGUCGGCUGAAUCACGGGCGGCGCCUCGAUGCGCAGAGGGCGUCGCUGCGGUGUCGGGUCGUCGUCUUCUGAGGAUGAGCUGUCGCCACUGGAGGCACUAGAAGAAGCGCUCGGCUGGUCAGGAAAUUUACCCCCUCUGCCGCAGUAGCUGUUGAUGGUCGGCUGGCGGGCGGGGAACAGCAUUGACGAGCGGUGGACGGCGGGGCUGGGGGCGGGGGGAGGGGCCAGCCAGAGAUUGGGGUUGUGUGAGGGCAUCUUCAUGGCAGGCGGGUGCGGCGGCUCCAUCCACACACCGUCGUGCAUCGUGUGUGGUGGCCCCCUCAGCACCGCUGCUCUUCCCCUCGCGAAAACCUGACCCCCAUCGAAAAGAGCCAUCGAGUGGUCGCCCAUCGUCGGCGCGUCAUCCAUGCCGCCGACGAAGCCCCUCGUCGGCGGGUGGGGCUGGAACGGGUCGAAAAAGUAGCCAGGGUGGUGAUGAGGGUCGCCGUCAUGGUACGUGUGUGCGAAGGGGGGCGGGUAGUCGUGCGAGGGAGGGCUGACGGGGGGCGGGGUGGAGAGGCGGAGAAAGCGCCGUGAGUGUAGCUGAUGGUCCAGCUCCUCUUGUCCGUCAAAACCGCCGUCGUCUCGCAUGUCCACAUUCAGCUCCUCCCACCCAGGGAUAGAAUCCCCCACAUGGCUCCAAAAGUCAGCCAUCCCACUCGAUGCCAUGCUGACUGACGGCAGACCACCAGCGCCUAGCCGCGCCAACGCCCACACGUCUGCGAGCCUCAGACGUCGACAGCCGGAGACGGACGGUCAGUGGUCUUCAGGAGAGGGCUCCAAACGGGCCCACCGGGGUAUCUCAGGGCGGCCCGGCGUGCGGCAGAGAUGCCAACCGAGGGAAGGACAGCAAGAGAUGGGCAGAGUGGACCAGCAGCGGUGCUGCCCAAUGGCCAGGCAACAGCAAGAAGGCUGUAGUGGUAUCUCUUGUGGCCUGCGAAGGGCCUUCACAACGCCGACGACACGUGUGGACCGAAAUAGAUACCCCGGGGAAGAAAUGGACGGACAGAUCGGGUCAAGGGAGGGGAGCAGAAGGACAGAAGGAGAGAAAGAGGCGAAAGAAGACGAACGUGUGUGUUCGGUUCAGGCGGGUGGAGCCUGGUUU